AUGCUUACUCAUGAUAAAUGCAAGCCAUAUCAGAAAGUUUGGUCAGACCUUAUUGUGGAACAAAAUUGUAUAUUAAAAGGUGCUAGGCUGGUUGUACCAAAAUGUCUAAGGAAACUUGUUUUGCAAGAAAUUCACUCUGAUCAAGUUGUAAGAUUCAAGGCCAUUGUCAGAUCAUUUGUUUGGUGGCUGGGUAUGGACAAAGAUAUAGAUGAAUAUGUAAAAGGCUGUGGUGAGUGUGCUGUUCAGCAAAAUAACCCACCAGUUGUUUGCCAACACCGAUGGGAAUGUCCAAAAUUUGCAUGGCAGCGACUUCACAUAGAUUUUGCUGGCCCUUUCCUAGAUCAUUCAUAUCUGAUAAUAGUAGAUGCUUACAGUAAGUGGCCUGAAGUUGUUCCCAUGAAACUGACGACAUCUUGUGCAACAAUUAAAGCUCUUAUGCAGAUGUUUGCUACCCAUGGACUAACCGAGAGACUUGUAUCUGAUAAUGGUCCUCAGUUUACCUCUCAAGAAUUCAAAGACCUUUUGAAGAUAAAUGGAAUUCAGCAUGUGCUAUCCACACCAUACCAUCCAUCCACAAAUGGCGAAGCAGAGAAAUCUGUACAAACAUUUAAACAUAAUAUGAAAUGUAGAGGGGCUACAGCAAUGUUGUGUCCUGCAUCAGUAAAUUUUUGCUUGCGUACAGGACAACCCCUCAUGCCUCAACAGAAAUGA
This is a messenger RNA of Scylla paramamosain (green mud crab), 711 nucleotides long. RefSeq lists its product as uncharacterized. The record is from RefSeq and is a predicted model, not a curated record. Gene Ontology annotation, biological process: DNA integration. Lineage: Eukaryota; Metazoa; Arthropoda; Malacostraca; Decapoda; Portunidae. The transcript has a single exon. Bases 1 to 711 code for a protein of 236 amino acids. Gene Ontology annotation, molecular function: nucleic acid binding.